This is a messenger RNA of Manihot esculenta (cassava), 1353 nucleotides long. RefSeq names its product protein THYLAKOID FORMATION1, chloroplastic. Gene Ontology annotation, cellular component: chloroplast thylakoid. Lineage: Eukaryota; Viridiplantae; Streptophyta; Magnoliopsida; Malpighiales; Euphorbiaceae. Bases 204 to 1094 code for a protein of 296 amino acids. The transcript is spliced from 5 exons. The record is from RefSeq and is a predicted model, not a curated record. Gene Ontology annotation, biological process: protein import into chloroplast stroma; protein import into chloroplast thylakoid membrane; photosynthesis.
UUCAGCUUGGAUUCAAUACAUCGGAUCGGAUAAGCCUCUCUUUCUUAACCUCACUUUCUCUCCCUUUCCCCCACCAUUGCCCAUAAUUCUAAUGCAAUUUUCUACUUGGACUUCAUCUCCCUUUUCGAUAUGAUUUAGAAAAUUUUUCCUUUCCUGCAGAUUUUUUUUUCUCCCCCUUUUCCCAUUUCUCAUCUAUAGAACAAAUGGCGGCAGUCACUUCAGUCUCCUUCUCUGCAAUUGCCCAAUCCUCUAAUGAUAGAAAGGCCUUUGCUUCCUCCAUACGUUCUUUUGCUUCCAAUUUCGACACUUUCAGAUUCCGUUCGAGUUUUUCUUGUCACUACACGGGCGUUAGAGCUUCAAAUUCUACUUCUCGCAUGGUUAUUCAUUGCAUGUCCACUGCCACAGAUGUGCCCACCGUAUCUGAGACCAAGUUCAAUUUUCUGAAGGCAUACAACAAACCAAUUCCAAGUAUCUACAAUACCGUUCUGCAGGAGCUGAUUGUUCAGCAACAUUUGAUGAGGUACAAGAGGACUUACCGCUAUGACCCUGUGUUUGCCCUUGGUUUUGUCACUGUGUAUGAUCAACUAAUGGAAGGAUACCCAAGUGAUGAAGAUCGAGAUGCCAUUUUCCAAGCAUACAUUAACGCAUUGAAGGAGGAUCCCGAACAAUAUAGGAUUGAUGCAAAAAGGCUAGAAGAGUGGGCUCGAUCUCAGACUGCCACUUCAUUAGUUGACUUUUCAUCCAGAGAAGGAGAAGUUGAGGGGACACUAAAGGACAUUGCAGAAAGGGCUGGGAAUGGGAGUUUCAGCUACAGCCGUUUCUUUGCCAUUGGCCUAUUUCGUCUGCUUGAGCUUUCAAAUGCUACUGAGCCAACGAUAUUGGAAAAGCUUUGUGCAGCCUUAAAAGUAGACAAAAGAAGUGUGGAUCGGGACCUUGAUGUGUAUCGCAACCUCCUUUCCAAACUGGUUCAAGCGAAAGAGUUGCUCAAGGAGUAUGUGGACAGGGAGAAGAAGAAGCGAGAAGAACGGGCAGAGUCACAAAAGGCUAAUGAGGCUGUCAAAAAAUGUCUGGGAGAACCACAGUAUGUGAGCUAGUGGUGCAGUCAGUUGAGGUUCCCACAACACUGAUCGAGUCCUAUGAAUCUAAUUAAUUUUUUUUUAUCGUCUUUAUUGAGGUAAAAUAUGAACCUCAGGUGUCUGCAGUGUUUUAUCAGCAUGUGGGGCUUGCAUUUUCAAGUCUCUUGUUCUGCAUAAGGUGACCAAGAUAUACACCAUUAUAAUUUCACCAAUGUUUGUAUAUUUCUUUUUCUUUCUUUUUGUUAUACCACAGAUGUAGCAUUUUCUUCUUGACUCC